AUGGUUAAACCGAUGAUCGCAGACUUGGAUCGAUUAUAUGAACUCAUGGAUUCUACUCACCUAGGUUCAUCUCGACUUAGGUCUUUAAGAGAGGAGCUUAAGAAUCUGAGCAGAGAAAUAGAAGAAGCUGAAAAGACUGAGGUAGACAAGGAGGAAUCAGAGAAAGAAGUUGAUACGGUCGAAUACUGGAAGAAGAAGGUGUCACACUUGGAGAAAUCACUGAAGAAGAGUAGAGAGAGCAAGCUGAGAUUGGUUGAGAGUUUAAAGACUAUGGAGACUCUCAAGACAGGUGAAGAUAGAGGUUCUAGAUUCUCGAGUCUCAUACUUGAGAACUCACCUUUUAUCAUGGGACAUCAGGAUCAAGAUUUACGGUACAUGUUCAUAUUCAACCAGCUUUUUAGUUUGAAGGAAAAGGACAUUUUGGGGAAAACAGACUCUGAGAUCUUCCAUGGCAAUGGGGUUAAAGAAUUUGAAGAUUUCAAGAGAGAGGUUCUUGAGAAGGGAAAAGCUUCAAAGAAAGAGUUCACAUUUGAGACUGAUUUAUUCGGAUCAAAGACGUUUCUGAUCUUUGUUGAAACUGUUUACAACAAAACUGGCAAGAAAAUGGGCAUAAAUUACAUUGGAAUGGAUGUAACUGAUCAAGUGAGAAGAGGGAAAAAAUGGCAAAACUUGGAGAAGAUAAAUGCAGUGAGAAAGGCAAUGGAAUCAAAACUUGGAAAGACCAUUCACAUUACAGAGGAGAUGUUGAAGGCUAAGAAGAUGCUAGCUAAAAUGUCUGGUGAGAUAAGAUCGCCAUUGUUGGGGAUUGUGAGCAUGGCUGAGAGAUUUUCUUCCAUCACAAAACUUGAUGAAGAGCAAAGACGGUUGUUGAAUGAAAUGAUAUCGUCUGCCGGUUUAGCACUUGAGAGAAUAAACGAGUUUCUUGAUCUCUUUGAGGUUGAAUCAGGAACAUUAACCAUGGCUGAAACAAUAGUUGAGAUCUCAGAAGAUGACAAGAGGCUAACGAAGCUUUCCUCUCUAAAGAAGAAAGCAAUAAAUGCGACGAAUAAGUUUAAGCACUCCUUGACCAAGAGAGGUCGAAAGCAUAGCCGUGUGAGGUGUGUCUCAAUCGUUGAUGAAAUCGAUACAGAGGAGUUGCAACACGUUGAUGCUUUCCGUCAAGCUCUUAUAUUAGACGAGCUACUUCCCUCGAAACACGAUGAUCAUCAUAUGAUGCUUAGGUUCUUGAGGGCAAGAAAGUUUGAUAUCGAAAAGGCCAAACAAAUGUGGGCUGAGAUGCUUAACUGGAGGAAAGACUUUGGUGCUGACACCAUUAUGGAGGACUUUGAAUUUGAAGAAAUUGAUGAGGUGGUCAAGUACUAUCCACAAGGGUAUCAUGGUGUUGACAAGGAAGGAAGACCUAUCUAUAUCGAGAGGCUUGGCCAUGUUGAUGCCACGAAGCUCAUGAAAGUGACAACAAUCGAUAGGUAUGUGAAGUACCAUGUGAAAGAGUUUGAGAAGACUUUCAACGUCAAGUUUCCAGCUUGUUCCAUUGCUGCGAAGAGACAUAUUGAUCAGAGCACAACGAUCUUGGAUGUUCAAGGCGUGGGGAUUAAUAAUUUCAACAAAGCUGCAAAAGAGCUUCUCCAGAGUAUUCAGAAAAUCGACAAUGAAAACUACCCUGAGACUCUGAACCGUAUGUUCAUAAUCAAUGCUGGUUAUGGGUUUAGGCUUAUAUGGAACGGAGUGAAAACUUUCCUCGACCCCAAAACUACAGCCAAGAUUCACGUACUUGGUAACAAAUACCAAAGCAAAUUGCUGGAGAUCAUUGACGCCAAUGAACUGCCUGUGUUCUUGGGUGGUAAGUGCACAUGCGCAGACAAAGGUGGAUGCAUGCGUUCAGACAAAGGUCCAUGGAACGACCCUGACAUCUUCAAGUUGGUACAGAACGGUGAAGGUAGAUGCCCGAGGAAGAGCUUGUCAGGGAUAGAGGAAAAGACAAUCUCAGAGACCAAGAACGUAACAGAAGAGACUUACAAAGAAGCUGCUGUGGAGAAAGAGAAGCAGUUCAUAGAAGCUGCUGUGGAGAAGGAGAAGCAGUUCAUAGACAAGACCGUGGACACUGGUGCUUAUCCUUCUACAGUAGCCAACAACAAUGUUCCCGAGCCUAAAGAUUUGUUGACUCCACCAGUUGUUAAUACGUUGGAGAGGAAAGGGUACUUAUACGGCAGCAUGAUGGCGUUGCUGAUGGGGAUAGUGGGAAUGAUGAGGCUAACCAAGAACAUGCCAAGGAAGCUCACACAAGGGGUGAAUGCGUACCCUGACGGUGUAACGGUUAUGCCGACGCAGGAGUAUAUGGCGAUGGUUAAGAAGAUGAGUGAUCUUGAGGAGAAAUGCAAAUCCAUGGAGGCUGCUCAAGUUGCUGUUUCUAUGGAGAGGGAGAAGGUUCUUGACGCUGCUCUUCGUCGUGUUGACCAGCUUGAGUUUCAGUUGUCUGAAACCAAGAAGGCACUGGAUGAGACGAUGACGAGGCAACAUGAAAUAAUGGCUUAUAUUGAGAAGAAAAAGAAGAAGAAGAGAAAGUUCUUGUGUUUCUGGAAGACUGCUUCAAUCUCCUAA
This is a messenger RNA of Eruca vesicaria subsp. sativa (arugula), 2598 nucleotides long. NCBI's taxonomy places the organism in Eukaryota, Viridiplantae, Streptophyta, Magnoliopsida, Brassicales, Brassicaceae. The record is from the annotation of a GenBank genome assembly.